This is a messenger RNA of Triplophysa dalaica, 7442 nucleotides long. RefSeq names its product regulating synaptic membrane exocytosis 1b (gene rims1b). Gene Ontology annotation, molecular function: transmembrane transporter binding; small GTPase binding. The coding region runs from base 163 to 4911 and encodes 1582 amino acids. NCBI's taxonomy places the organism in Eukaryota, Metazoa, Chordata, Actinopteri, Cypriniformes, Nemacheilidae. The transcript is spliced from 33 exons. The record is from RefSeq and is a predicted model, not a curated record. Gene Ontology annotation, biological process: regulation of membrane potential; calcium ion-regulated exocytosis of neurotransmitter; regulation of synaptic plasticity. Gene Ontology annotation, cellular component: presynaptic membrane; cytoskeleton of presynaptic active zone.
AAGCCGUAUAGGAAGAGAAGCACAGCCGUGGGUGCCCGCAACGAUGAAAGGUUCGCCACGCUUGCGAGAACCGCAGAUAAGCCAUCGGACUAUGUCCUGAAUAGCGGUUUACAUAGCUGGGAUUGUGUACCGAUCAUACGAGCCGCCAAGCAGGGGUAAAAUAUGUCCGCCUCGGUGGGGCCCCGCGGCGGCCCUCGCCCACCCACCAAGAAAAGCUCAAUUUCCGAGUUCCCGGACCUCAGUCACCUUACCGAGGAGGAGAGGGAAAUUAUCAUGGCUGUGAUGGCCCGGCAAAAGGAGGAAGAGGCGAAGGAUGAGGCCAUGUUAAAAGAGGAGAUGCCCAUACAAGCAAAAACUGUAAAUUUGGUCGGGAACAAGAAACCGCCUCAGCAGAAUGACAUCAGUUUGCACCAGCAGUUUGCCACCUACAAAGAGCAGGUGAGGCAGAUUGGGCAGGAGCCCCAGCAGAGGCAGCCGAGCCAACACAAGGAUGACGCCCCCACCUGUGGCAUCUGCCACAAGACCAAGUUUGCUAAUGGCUGCGGUAACCUGUGCUCCUACUGCCAGACGAAGUUCUGUGCCCGGUGCGGGGGAAGAGUCUCUCUGCGUUCCAAUAAUAAGGAGGACAAAGUGGUAAUGUGGGUAUGUAACCAGUGCCGACGGCAACAGGAUAUGCUCACUAAAUCAGGAGAUUGGUUUUCCAGCCAAGGGCCCAAGCCUGGAGAGCUGGGGUCAGCGGUAAGUGAACCAGCCAUGUGUGGAGACCCAGCUGGGGUGAAGAAGGUGCGCUCUCGGUCUCAGAACCCCCUCGGCUCUUCCGUUUCCACUGCCCAUGACACCCAACGUCCUGCCCCGACGGACCCCAGCAAACGCCACUCUACUGGAGCGACCGAUACAUCACGCUCACGCAGUGAGCCUCCACAAGAUAGAAAAAAGCCACCAGCACCCUCUGACCAGAACGGCAAGUCAGGUCCAAGAGGUGAAAGGCGGCGAGGCCUAUCCAAACUUCAAUCCCAGGCCUCCGAAGACAGGGAUCCUGGAGAAAACCGAAGGGAAAGUCGGAGACUGGUAAAGGCCCGAUCUCAGGAGCACGGUGAUGCUGACAAGGGAAGGGCUGAGCCCAGGAGAACUGAAGGGGAACAGAGGACGCCCAGGGAAAAAUGCAGGAGUGACCCAAAUGCUCUAAAUCACCCGUCUAAGCUCCGACCGGCGGAGUCUGAAGGACGUCUUCAGCCUAAGGCAAGGGAAGCAGGGGAGAUGGGGCAGGAGAACAGGGGUGCACGAAAAUGGUCGGAUGGGCGCCAGGCCUCGCUGGAUAGCCAGCAACAGGCCUACGUGCCAGAGAGGACCGUGGGGGGUAUAGGUAUGCAGGGCACACCUGCCGUGCAGGGUCCUCCCUCUAAAAUGAACCACACCCCUCAGCCGCCUGCUCCGGGCUUCCGGGUUGGCCCUGCCAUGCCUGCCUGUCCGCCAGAGCUCAGGGAGCCCCAGGAAUGGGACAGAAAGUUGCAGCCGAGUCACUUGGACCCCGGCUCGGCUGCGCUGUUGCGCAAAUCGAAGCGGCAGAAAGCCGAGAGCAUGCUGCGCAAUGAUUCACUCAGCUCAGACCAAUCAGAGUCUCUACGACCACCCCCGCCCCGCCCCUACAAGAGCAAACGGGGCGGUAACAAGAGGCAAAUGUCCGUCAGCAGCUCAGAGGAAGAAGGCGGUUCCACGCCAGAGUACACCAGCUGUGAGGAUGUGGAGAUUGAGAGCAUAAGCGAGCGAGGGGGCUCAGGCGACUGGGAGUGCUGUCCACUGGACCCCACCCACUGGCAUCAUCCGGUUACAUGGCAGCCCUCCAAGGAAGGUGAUCAUUUAAUUGGCCGAAUCACGUUGAGCAAGAGGACGGCCAUGCCAAAAGAGGCUGGGGCUAUGCUAGGGCUAAAGGUGGUGGGAGGAAAGAUUACAGAAACUGGGAGACUUGGGGCCUUCAUCACCAAAGUCAAAAAAGGAAGUCUUGCUGAUGUGGUUGGACAUCUACGUUCUGGUGAUGAGGUGCUUCAAUGGAAUGGUAAAACAUUACCGGGAUUGACCAAGAAAGAAGUUUACAAUAUCAUUCUGGAUUCCCAAACAGAACCACAAGUCGAAUUAAUAGUUUCAAGGCCAAUUGGUGAUAUACCACGAAUACCAGAAACAUCACAUCCUCCAUUAGAAUCUACAGGUUCAAGUUCCUUCGAGUCACAGAAGAUGGAAAGACCUUCUAUAUCUGUCCUGUCCCCAUCCAGUCCAAGAGGGCUUAGAGAUGCCCCUCAGCUACUGCCUGGACAGUUAUCGGUGAAAAUGUGGUAUGAUAAGGUAGGCCAUCAGCUGAUAGUGAACGUACUACAGGCCAUAGACCUGCAGCCCAGACAGGAUGGACGUCCCAGAAACCCCUACGUUAAAAUGUACUUCCUGCCUGAUAGAAGUGAUAAAAGCAAAAGACGGACAAAAACAGUGAAGAAAAGUCUGGAGCCCAAGUGGAACCAGACGUUUGUGUAUUCUCACGUGCACCGGCGAGAUUUCAGGGAGCACAUGUUGGAGAUCACUGUGUGGGACCAACCCAGAACUCUGGAGGAGGAGAGCGACUUUCUAGGAGAAAUCUUGAUAGAGCUGGAGACUGCCCUACUGGAUGAUAAACCUCACUGGUACAAGCUGCAGACCCAUGAUGUCUCUUCCAUCCCUCUUCCACGCCCCUCGCCAUACCUGCCCCGCCGACACACCCACACGGACACGCCCACCAAAAAGCUGCAGCCUAUGGAGAACCGAUCAAGAGAGAGAGACAGAGAGAGGGAUCGAGCAACAACGUUAGAGGUUCCUGAGCAGCAGAGACCGACCCAGUAUCGCUCACGGUCAGUGUCCCCACACAGAGAGGAAGAGAGCAGGGCACGGUCCCGCCCACCUAACGUCCCCGCACAGAGGAGUCUGGAUGAGGUCCAGCACAGCCGUAGAUCACGAUCCCCAACACGCUACCAUGAUCGUGCCCGUGUGCAGGAGAGAGAUUAUGUAGAUGACAGUGAGGUCAUCUUGAUACACAGAUCAGGGCGGGGUAGAAGCGCAGAGUGUCUGCACACCCAAAGGAGUCCAUCUAAGUACAGCAGCACACUUCCACCUAAGAUGCCUUUAUUAGUCAAUGGAAUUCAUAAGAAUAUUUACAGCUCAACACUACCUGCAUGCCUUAAGUCAAAACCACGGCUGUCUGUAGUCACUGCUACUCAACGUUCGGUCACGCAAGUUUUUAAGUUCACAGACAAGAUCAAUUUUAGGGAUCUACAGCCCUCUCUUGACAGGGUUAGAAGUGCUAGUACCAACUGUCUGAGACCAGAAUCUAAUUCCAAUUCACCCGAACGUGACAGGAGCACGCAGUCUCUGCCCCGUACCAGACCCACCAGCCCCAGGAUCCUUAUUCAGCAUGCCUCCCCAGAAGAUGACAGCUGGGUUUUGGAGGCUAUGUUUCCCGCUCAGGAGACUGUGCACCACCUCAGUGCAAAGCCAGACGCACAGAGGCAGUCGAGAACUCUGGACAAGCCGAGCUGUCAGAAUCUUGGCAAGAAAAUAUCUGACAGUGAGCGGGUGCAACCACACUCUGGCUCCUCAUUUUCCUCUUCAGCAGCGGCUUCAUCUUCCUCACGCAAGGUCAGACAGUUACCCCAAGUCCCCGCCAAAAGCAGCAAUGUAGAGCAAGCUCUUGCCUCAGAGGAGCGAACGCGGCAAAUGAAAGUACGCACCUUCCGACCACCAGCUCCCUCCAGUACCAGCCAGGACAUGGAGAGGAUGCUGAAGAACAAACGAGAGCUUUAUAAGGAGCAGCGACGGAGCAGUGACAAUGUGUCCCAUAAGUCCUCAGACAGUGACGUCAGCGACGUGUCAGCCAUCUCUCGCGCCAGCAGUGCCUCGCGGAUCAGUAGCACCAGCUACAUGUCCAUUCAAUCAGAACGGCCAAGAGGUCGCUUCAGCCGUCACAUUCAUACGUCCAGCCGCAGCAUGCUGAAGAGUGCAAGCGGGGAGAUCUACUCUCUGGAGCGCACGGAUGGCAGCCAGUCAGACACGGCCCUCGGAACACUGGGAGCAGAAGGAAAAAAGCGCAGAUCCAGCCUUAGUGCCCGUGUAGUCGCCAUUGUGGGCAUUCCCUCUCGCCGCAGCAGGAGCACCUCUCAGCUCAGUCAGACAGAAGCCGCCAACAAGAAAGCAAAGGGAUCCAGUCAGAUCCAGCGCAGUCAGGAGACGGGUAUGGCAGUGGAGUAUCCCCGCAACAUCAUGGCCCGCCAAGCCAGCCGAGAGUCCACCGACGGCAGCAUGAACAGUUACAGCUCUGAGGGCAAUUUGAUCUUCUCAGGGAUGAGGUUGGGGGCCGACAGCCAGUUCAGCGACUUCUUAGAUGGUCUUGGUCCUGCUCAGUUAGUGGGUAGGCAAACACUUGCAACACCUGCUAUGGGUGAUGUUCAGAUUGGACUGAUGGAUAAAAAAGGGAAGCUGGAGGUAGAGGUUAUCAGGGCCCGUGGUCUUACACCUAAACCAGGUUCCAAAUCGCUGCCGGCUCCCUACGUCAAGGUCUACUUGCUGGAAAAUGGUGUGUGCAAAGCCAAAAAGAAAACCAAGAUUGCACGUAAAACGCUGGAUCCUCUCUAUCAACAAGCGCUGCUGUUCGAGGAAAGUCCGCAGGGUAAAGUUCUCCAGAUCAUAGUCUGGGGAGAUUAUGGCCGUAUGGACCACAAAUGUUUCAUGGGAGUUGCACAGAUUCUUUUAGCAGAGCUGGAUCUAUCUAGCACGGUGAUUGGUUGGUACAAACUGUUCCCCCCCUCAUCACUGGUCGACCCGACAUUAGCUCCUCUCACUCGUCGCGCUUCCCAAACAUCGCUGGACUCUUCUGUGCCACCAGGCGUCAGGUCCUAGUAAACAGAUGAGGUCGCAACGCAGAACACGACCCAGCGGACCAAGGACAAGAGGCAACAAUCAGAAGCAGAGUGGCAGAUACAGAGACAUAUGGAUAGAAAUCACGAUCAAAGCUUUGCUGAAGCCUGACAAUCACUUAUCUCUUUUCCUUUUGAUCUUUGGGUUGUAGAGAUUUCCUUUUGUCCACUCUGCUCCUUACUGCAUGUUGUGUUGCUGAGACGAUGGUGACGAUUCAACCCAAAUAAAAGAGAGCAGCAAGAAUUAGGAUGGUGCUGGUACCCUAGAUGGCUCUGGUCAGUCAGCGCAUUCGUUUUCUAUCUGUGUACAGAGUGAAGGCAAAAACUCAAACUGGUUUAGCUUGGUCUUCCAGCAUGAUAACAGAUCAGACUCAGAGACCAAGUGAUAGUUCACCCAAAAAUAAAAAUUCUGUCAUCAUUUACUCACCCUCUUGUCAUUUCACACUUGUAUGACUUUCUUUCUUCUCCAGAACAUAAAAGAAGAUAUGUUGAAGAAUGUUGUCAACUUGCCCCCAUUCACUUGCAUUGGUUUUGUGUACAUACAAUAGAAGUCAAUGGGUACCAUCAGUUUUCAGUUACCAACAUUUUUCAAAAUAUCUCCUCUGGUGUUCUGUGAAAAAAGAAAGUUGUAAACGGUUUGAAAUGAAAAGAUGAUGACAGAAUUUUCAUAUUUGGGUGAACAAUUACUUUAAAACCAGCAAACCCAUUUAUGCUGGUAUAUGAUGCUUUUUUAAAGCAGGGACAGCACUGCCCCUCCUCUAUGUUGCACUUACAGGAAGUCACUCCACUGAGAGAGACCAGAAGUCAAGGUAUAAAGGUCAAGAAAUAGUCUUCUUUGAGAGUUUUCUCUCGACAUUGUGGAUGCUGCGUCCGAGACCCCACCUUGUGCCGAUCGGGCAUGAACUCAGAUUGUGUGAGUGUGUGUGAGAGAGUGCGCGUGUUUGUGUCUAGGAAGGCAGGGACGCCUGAAAACCUUUUAAGUCUGUUUACAGUAGUCGGCACCGACUGCUUUGCCUUUUCACUUUACUGUUGGUAAAUAGGCACACUUUGUAGAAUGUGAAAACAUGAUUCAUGUUUUCUGACAUGUGUGUCAUACGAGCUUCAUGGAAAACACAAACCACUUGUAUUUGAACACCGGAACUGUACGACGUUGCCACUAUUGUUUCCUUUCUUUUCAGCCCUAACAGGAAAUGCAUUCAUUCACUAACACGUUUGACUUCUUGGAGUUCUUGCCAUCACGAAACACAUCACUGGCAUUUGACAGCGUUCUUCUUUUCGAUUCUGCUGGACCUGUACAUACCGAUAUUAGAAUUUCUACCCGACUAGAGUUUACAUUAUUUUAAUGCAAGCACAAUUGCUUGGUUUUUUGAACAACAAUAACAAAAAAGGGGAAAACAGAAGAGGCCAAAUUAUUGUAAGCUUCCUAUUUUUAGCUGUUUGUCAUUUGAGUUUAGUUUCGAAUCAAAUUAAUCUCACAGAUCCCCCUUAGCAUUUGAAUGAAUGUGACAGUAGGUGAGAGGUGGUCUUAAAAGACCGCCUUUCGUCACCAAUAAGGGGAACAGCAUGAAUCUGGAACUGUUCCAAGUUGCAUGCACAUUUUGUAAAACAAGACAGAUGAGAAAAAAGAGACUACAAUAAGUGUGUGUUAGUUCCACAAACUGUAGGCCAGCUUGUAUGUUGCAUGUACUUGUACAGUUUGCUUGUACUUGAUAUAAAUAGAUUAUCAAAUAAAAUUAAGCCAUUCAUUCCAUGUGUGGGCAUUUGGCCAGGUUCAGCCAUACACACAGGCCUUAUUUGGGGCUGAAUGUCUGUAAGAAGUUUUGAAAUUGUUUUAUUGUUUUUUACCCAAUGGAUGAAUAAAUGCUGUACUGUAGUACCGAUCAAACACAAGGCCCUGUUUUAUUGAAGAUAUUGGUGUUCACUGUAGUCUGUACUACUGUGGGACUAUAACUAAGGUAGAUAACGUGUAUAAAAAAUUUAGAGCUAUCUGUAUAUGGAGUAUGAUUAUACAAAACCACAAAGACUUAGAUAUAUAUCGAUAUUGAAAAAGAGUGUAUCAUCACUUGCAUACAUGCAUAUAUUGUAAAUAUGAGUCUGCAAAGUUUACUUAUAUUUACAAAGCUGCCCUGUUCAAGUUAAUGGAUCAGUGAUCUGUCUCUUGGUUCUGCUGAGCGGAAGAAGGGACGCGUCAAAAGUUAUUUUUAUUCGCUAAAUUAUGCCCACACUCACCAGAGAAAUUUGGACCUCUACUGACCUGUUGCUUUAUCAUAAAUGCUCAUGGUUCCUUGUUUCAUUGAGAAGUUUUCUUUUUAUGCCUGUCACGGCAGACUUAUUUACUUUGUCAGUAUUAUUCAAGAUACUGAUUGUUUACAGUUCAUGUGUUCCACUGAAACAAAAUUGAAAGUAUUCACUGCAACAUUACUUUGUACAGCAGACGUGGCUCAAAUAAUGUGUAUGUUUUAUAUUCAAGAGUUCAUUUUUAUUAUUUACAAAUAAAAGACUGUGUGGAAGAAA